GGCUUAUUCUGCAUUUCUUCGGUCAGCAAAAGAAACAUGAGUGUUGGAGAUGACGAUGGCUAUGUUGUGUCGUAUAGAGGCGAAGUGGUUGAAAACCGGCACAAGGUUCACGCUUCAGUCGUCGACGCAACGGGAAGACUAUUGUUUCAUGUUGGCGACCCGUCACGAAUCACUUUAGCUCGCUCCGCAGCAAAGCCAGCCCAAACACUUGCUGUUCUCGAAACAGGCGCCUUUGAGCGAUUCAAUCUCGAUUAUGCCGAGCUGGCUUUAAUGUGCGCUUCGCACAGCAGCGAGGAAAGACACAUCACCAGGGCGAACAGUAUGUUGGCAAAAGUCCAAGCCAAAGAAGAUGAUCUCCGCUGUGGUGGUCACCCGGCCUUGUCAGCGUCGGUGAACCACGACUGGACUAGGCGCGGCUACAGUCCCACCGCCAUAUGCAACAACUGCUCAGGUAAACACGUCGGCAUGCUUGCCGGUACCAAGGCCAUCGGUGCAGACCUGUUAACCUAUCACCAACCAACCCACCCGUUGCAGUUACGAGUGAAACGUGUCUUUGAAGAAUUAUGCGACCUGAGAGCUGACGAUGUAAGCUGGUGCAUUGAUGGUUGCAACCUUCCGGCGCCCGCCAUCCCACUUCACUCACUUGGGAGGGUGUAUGCCACCCUUGCCGCUGCAGCGGACCAAGCGGAAAAGAACGCAUCGGCAACAGCAAGAACUCGGGACCUGGACCGAAUCUUUCGUGCGAUGACUCGCUACCCAGAGCUUGUCGGUGGUAACGGUAGAUUCUGCACUGUGCUCAUGAAUGCGUUUCAAGGAAGGUUAAUGGGAAAGCUCGGGGCAGAUGGGUGCUACGGGAUAGGAAUUCGGGCAUCAGAGCAAACUGCACAACUCGGCGCGAUAGGUGCAGUUGGCAUCUCUGUUAAAAUUGAGGAUGGUAACAUCGGGAUUUUGUAUUCCGCAACAAUAGAAAUUCUCGAACAACUCGGUAUCAGACCACCAGAACUAUGCAGUGCGAUCGUCGAUUGCCAUCGUCCGUCAAACGUCAACACAGCUGGUAUCGUCACUGGUAGAGUUAUCCCUGCCUUCAAGCUACGUGCUGCAAUAUAGAGCCGAGUGUCUGACAUGUAUCCU
Molecule: messenger RNA, 1131 nt
Organism: Aspergillus welwitschiae
Lineage: Eukaryota; Fungi; Ascomycota; Eurotiomycetes; Eurotiales; Aspergillaceae
Product: asparaginase
Exons: 1
Coding region: 37-1107 (356 amino acids)
Source: RefSeq, a predicted model, not a curated record